AUGUUUCCUUGGACUGCUGUUUUCUCCCUUGAACCUAAAGUGCCCGGCCAACGCAGCACUGAGGAACUGGUCACCAAUACUCUGAUGUUGGAGUUGGGGGCCAUGGUGAAGCGCACUGAACGCAUCCGUUUGGAGCGGGCAACAGAGGGUCGGCGCCGCCGGCGCAGUUCUUCCUCCACAGCUGAUUACAGCUGGCUGGCCAGCAACCCAACCCCACAGCCCUACGAGCUGACACCCAACGACCUGCUGGAACUGCAGGACCUCUGUGCCAGGAUCCCUCCUGCACAGUGUGGCCCUUUGAUCGUCAGGUUUAGGAGAUUGGUGUCACAGAUGGAGCCGGAGGUUCACGAGGUUCCCCGUCUGUUUCGCACGGUUCUGCACGACUGCGUGGACGAGGUGAAUUCAAAUGAAGACGUGCAGGAACCCGUCAUUGAGAAGCAGCAGCGCAGCAAGAGCCUCUCUUUUGAUACUUUCCGCAGCAAGUUCCGGACGGGACACUUCUUCAAGGGCAUGAGAGGCUCCAGGGGGAAUCUGCAGCAGGAGGUGGAUUGGUCAGAUGAGGAGGAGGAGGAUGGAGAAGGAGAGGAGGAGGCCAUCAGGGCCAGGGCGAGGAAGGGAAGGAGCAGAAGCAUGCCAGAGAUCAGCCCUAUGGAGCAGAGUGCCCAUGGCUGA
Morone saxatilis (striped sea-bass) is the source of this 672-nucleotide messenger RNA. Its product is annotated as RD3 domain-containing protein. The transcript is spliced from 2 exons. NCBI's taxonomy places the organism in Eukaryota, Metazoa, Chordata, Actinopteri, Moronidae. The record is from RefSeq and is a predicted model, not a curated record. The coding region runs from base 1 to 672 and encodes 223 amino acids.